AUGUCCGUCGCUCCCCAAGAAUUUCAGUCACAAUCCUACUACUAUCUUCCUUAUCGCCCUACCUCUUCCCAUCGCCAACCUCAGCAACAAGAUAUUUCCUACUUCAACUUUACCAACCUCAACCACUCACCAACCCUCGACUCUACAACCACCGUCGCCAUGGCCGCUGCCGCCGCUGCUAAUGCACGAUCUCAACAAGACGCUAGUGUUGCACAGGCACUCGAGAUCGCUCGCGAGAGUCCUGAUGGUUCAUCAGACCCUACUAUCAGCAAGAUACUAGAGGGUGCGCUGGCACGAAUCUGGAGCAAAGUUGCAGCGCAUCCCGACUCGUAUGUUAUGACAAAAGACGAGUUUGCUGUCUUCAACUUCUUCCAGCACAGAUUCAUCGGCAACAAGAUGGCACUUAGCGCUCGCAAGCGAUUCUGGGAUAACACUCACGCUUGA
This is a messenger RNA of Fusarium pseudograminearum CS3096, 444 nucleotides long. RefSeq lists its product as uncharacterized. The record is from RefSeq and is a predicted model, not a curated record. NCBI's taxonomy places the organism in Eukaryota, Fungi, Ascomycota, Sordariomycetes, Hypocreales, Nectriaceae. Bases 1 to 444 code for a protein of 147 amino acids. The transcript has a single exon.